This is a messenger RNA of Pistacia vera, 2168 nucleotides long. Its product is annotated as GBF-interacting protein 1-like. The transcript has 5 exons. The record is from RefSeq and is a predicted model, not a curated record. NCBI's taxonomy places the organism in Eukaryota, Viridiplantae, Streptophyta, Magnoliopsida, Sapindales, Anacardiaceae. The coding region runs from base 1 to 1302 and encodes 433 amino acids.
AUGGUUUUGAUGGCUUCACAUAAAGUUAAAAAUGACAUAAGGCUCAAUCAAAACACAUUGGCAACUGCUGAAGUAGGAGAUUAUCCUGAUCAUUCCCAAUCACCUAAUCAUGUACCCGAAAAUUUGUCGGGUGAUAGUGAUGUAUCAACCAGUGCUGUCCCAGAGUAUAAUGAAUCAAAGCAGGAGACAAUUUUGCUUUCUGGAGGCCAACAAUACUCAGUGGUUCAUACUAAUCCCAACUACAGUUUUGGUUUUGUUCCUCCCAUGUUAGGGAGUCAGUUUGCACCAUUUGAAAACUCUGAGCCUCAAAAUCGUGACGUUUCUCGGCUUCCAAGCUUUGUAGUCCAACAACCGUUUGACCCAACAAAUUAUUAUGCUCAGUUCUACCGAUCAGGUGCUGAUAGUGACGGUCGUGUUUCCCCAUUUCCUUCACCAGGAGUUGCCGCAAAAUACAAUGGGAAUCUUGCAGUGUUGCCACCACAGACUUCUCAGUCUCCUCAAGAGGGUGGGAAUUCUUUAGUCCUGUCUACAGCAGGUCCGACUCCGCCGGCAACUCAGGCUGCUGGUCUCAUGCAAAGUUCUAUAGCUGUGACCCAGCAACCAGUUCCUGUUUUCCGUCCUCCAACUGGAGUGCAUAUAUCUCAUUAUCCUCCAAACUACAUUCCAUAUGGCCACUAUUUCUCGCCGUUCUAUGUACCACCUCCUACCAUCCAUCAAUUUUUGAGCAAUGGUGCAUUUCCUCAGCAACCUCAAGCUGGCAGUGUGUAUCCAGCUCCACAGGCAGCAGCUGCAACAGGUGCCAAAUUUUCACUUCCGCAGUACAAACCUGGAACUAAUACUGGUAACUCGAACCAUAUUGGAAUGCCAAGUGGCUAUGGACCAUAUGGGUCCUCCCCAGCUGGCUAUACUCCUAGUUCUGCUGCAACAGCUGGCAACUCAACUCCUAAUGAGGAGCUUGGUGCUUCCCAGUUCAAGGAUAGCAAUGUCUACAUCACUGGACAACAGAGUGAAGGUUCUGCCGUGUGGAUUGCUGCACCUGGCCGAGAGAUAUCCAGCUUGCCAGGAAGUUCAUUUUACAAUCUUCCUCCUCAAGGUCAGCAUGUAACUUUUGCUCCAACGCAGGCUGGUCAUGGCACCUUUGCGGGUAUCUAUCACCCUGCACAAACAGUAACAGCAGCAACAGUACAUCCACUUCUACAACAAUCUCAGACAAUGGCCGGAGCUGUUGAAAUGGGGGGACCAGCGGCCAGUGUUUAUCAGCAGCCACAGCAUGCACAGAUCAACUGGCCCAGUAACUACUGAAACAGGGAUAGAUUUUUUUUCUUUUUGUAAGCCGGGAAAACAAGAAAUUAAAGUCCAAUCUUGGAAAUAUUUUUGGGAACUCCAACGAGUUUGGAUGGUGGAAAAUGAAGAAGAUAUACAGUGGCUGGAUUUGAGAGUGUAAAUCUAUGAAAGGAGGCUGGAAAAACAUUUGCCAGUAGUAUCUUCUGGUUGGUUGGGUUGAGGACAUAAAAGAUGCAGUUCGCCUGUAACUGAUGUUGAUCAUUUUAAGUUAGUCAAGGUAGGCAUGUGCAGGUUUCUUGCUGCUGCUCUGUGGUGUUACCAAUUUUUCCAUUUCAUAGUUUCAGUCUUUUUUCGCCUCCUUUUUCUAUAACUUUCUGAACUCUACUAGAAAUUUACUGUUGAGUGGUGAGAAUCUUUUCCAUUCUUUUUUCCCUUUUAUAUUUGAGGUUUUAUAGGGCUUUGGAAGGUAAGAUAUAGGUCGUUGGAGAAAUUUUUCCAUUCUUUUUUUCAUGUCGUUAUGCAGUCUUACCUGUAAAGUGAAUUUUGAUAGCAUGAAAAUGAUGUACUGGACUCUUGUAAUUGGUGAAGCCGAAGGGAACGUUGCAAUUGUUUCAGUUAACUGAUUAAUAGUAAGUAAAUGCUUUUCAUAGGUAUAGGAUUGAGGGUGAUAGUUAAUUUAUUAAUGAGGGUUAUCCUUUUUGGCCUUUUAGAAGUGAUUCACUUGAAGUUUAAGUUGGUGGUUCCUCAGUUAGAAAUGCCGUUACUGGAUUUUGUUUGUUCCUUUUAAGUAAUGAUCUUGGAAUAUCCAGGUCACAUGUUUUCCAUAUGUACGAGAUUAUAAAUUAUUUUACUGUUGAUCAAAUUCCUAUUGUUGCAUUUUGCAA